CCCCUCCAAAAAUAGGGCACCCCUACAAAAUUCACUCAGCUACUUAUUCACAUAUACCACCCAUUCAUUAUUGUGUAUUAUAUAACCCUCAAUUAGAACACUUGCACACCCCUAUUUUAUAGUAGAGCAACCCAAAACCUCCAUCUCAGUUGUCAAGCAUGUGGUUGGUCAUCAUUACCUUGUUGAUGCCCAUACAAGCUACAUGUGACUGACAAUUGUUUCUCUCUUCAUUAUUAUUUACAGUUUAACGCCCAUCCCACCCAGGGAGGGGUAACAUUUUGGCGACCCUGCCAGGACAGCAACUUUCGAUGUAAAUCUUUAAGACUGCUGUCUAAGGACGACCACCUGGAAUCGGUGAGGAUGCGACCAGGCCCAUUUGAAGUAUAAACAUCUGAACUCAAAUCAUUGAUGCUGUGAAGGUGACUGGAAGAAAGCUGUGGACAGGGAACUGCAAGACUACCUAAAAGAGUUCUAAAAGGGCAAACCAGUGGUAGUUGGACCAGUCAGAGGAUCCACAGCAUAGCUUUCGUCAACAUGGCAGACAUCGAGGAUUUGGUGUUCGAGGUGGAGGAGGCGAUAUUUGGUCUGGCAGUAGGACAACUGCCAAUGGUUUGCACCCAUCUAGCUAUCCCAUCAUCGGAGACAGAGGGGAAGCCCAGGAAGUUUCUGGUCCGUCGACUUCAACGGCUAGUGAGGGAGCUGGGAGACAAUGAGGCUGGUGCGGCCACGUUGGCUGCAUUAAAGGACAUUCUGCAAGGGUUGAAGGACGAGAGUCUAGAAGAGGUACCAGACUUGCACCUGCCUGUUGUAAAAGAUGCGGUGGAGGAGAAGCCUUCAAUUCCGGUUCCGGUUCAAUCCAUGCAGAUGAUCAGAAAGGAGCUGCGAAUCAGUGGUCAAGUGGGUGAUUCGAGUCACAAGGACAGGCUUACUCUAUCUAGCCUCAACCACCAGAUAGAUGCAGCCCUUUUGAAAGGAUAUUCAGAAGCUGAGGUGGUUGAGAGUGUUCUAAAGGCCAUUCACCCCAGCCUAAGGCUUCGAUCGUAUUUGGAAAGCUGCUCCAACCUCAAUCUUGGUACUCUAAAGGCAUUUCUAAAAUCGCAUUAUCAGGAGCAGGAUGCAACUGAAUUGUAUCAAGAGCUUUCUCAGGCAACCCAGGGGAAGACUGAAUCAGCACAGAGCUUCGUGAUGCGGGCUCUGGAUCUGCGCCAGCGGAUAAUCCGAGCCUCCGAGGACACAACAACUGGGCUGAAAUAUGACGUCAGCCUGGUGCAGAAUAUGUUUAUUCACACGAUCAUUACUGGGUUGUGCAAUGACCAGAUCAGACAAGAUCUUAAGUCAUCUUUGUCUGUCGCAACCAGUGAUGAGGAACUCCUGGAAAAAUUGCACACUGCAGUUGCCCUGGAAUCAAAGCGGCAACUGAAAGCUGGGAUCAGACCCGCAGCACGGGUGAAUGUCAUCACGGAGGACAAUGCAGAACCUGCAAAGCAAAGGAAUAAGAGCCAGCACCCGGAGUUUGAGAUGAUGAAGGGCUUUGCGGCACAACUGGCCGAACUCAAAGCGUGUGUGGCAGCCUUGCAGGAUAGGACACCUGCACCGGGACCAACGCCGGCAGAUGGCAGGCCGCCCCGGCCUAAGGGAUGUGAGAGAUGCCGAGAGCAAGGUCGGGGAAAUGACUGCCGUCAUUGUUUCAAGUGUGGUUCAUCUGAACAUUAUGCCCGUGGAUGCAGGAAGAGGAACCAGGGAAACGGGCAAGGGUCAACCCGAGGGGACCGGGUUUAACCCUAAUUGAUCAGCUCCCCAAAGAGAAUGUGGCAUUGAACCAGAUGUACUCAACCCCAAGACCCCGGAAACUUGUUGAACUCGUUGGAGAACGCUGCCUGGUAAAAUGCACCAUGAACGCCAUGGAUGCAACAGCGUUGUGGGACACAGGAGCUCAGGUG
Molecule: messenger RNA, 1940 nt
Organism: Lytechinus variegatus (green sea urchin)
Lineage: Eukaryota; Metazoa; Echinodermata; Echinoidea; Temnopleuroida; Toxopneustidae
Exons: 2
Coding region: 535-1779 (414 amino acids)
Molecular function (GO): zinc ion binding; nucleic acid binding
Source: RefSeq, a predicted model, not a curated record